CAGAUCAAGAUCUGGUUCCAGAACCGCCGCUCCAAGUACAAGAAGCUGAUGAAGGCGGCGCAGAGCGGCAGCGGGCCCAGCACCCCCAUGGGCGCCCCCAUCACCCCCGGGUCUCCCCUGGGGGGGUCCCCGCUGGAGGGGGCGUCCCCCCUGGGCCAGCCCCUCCCGUCGUCCACGCCCCAGAGCAUCUCCCCGGCCCCGCCCACCGCGCAGAGCCCGCCCUCGACGCACCCGUACACCAGCAUGGCCCCCGUCUCGGCCGCCGCCCACGCCACCUCCUCGUCGUCCCAGGGGCCCUCCCCCUCGGGCGGCCCCGCGCCGUCCCAGCAUCACAGCCGUGCACGAGCCUCCGAACGCGACGGGGGUCUAAUUGCAAGACAAAGUGUUCGAGUGCGACGUCGUGAUCAAAAUCUAAAGAAUUUAGAUAUUGAAACUAGGAGCACAUUUUGCAUCUGA
Messenger RNA from Penaeus monodon (black tiger shrimp), 456 nucleotides. RefSeq names its product homeotic protein distal-less-like. Gene Ontology annotation, molecular function: RNA polymerase II cis-regulatory region sequence-specific DNA binding; DNA-binding transcription factor activity, RNA polymerase II-specific. Gene Ontology annotation, biological process: regulation of transcription by RNA polymerase II. Lineage: Eukaryota; Metazoa; Arthropoda; Malacostraca; Decapoda; Penaeidae. The record is from RefSeq and is a predicted model, not a curated record.